Messenger RNA from Lepus europaeus (European hare), 2616 nucleotides. RefSeq names its product adaptor related protein complex 1 subunit sigma 3 (gene AP1S3). Lineage: Eukaryota; Metazoa; Chordata; Mammalia; Lagomorpha; Leporidae. Gene Ontology annotation, molecular function: clathrin-cargo adaptor activity. The transcript has 6 exons. Gene Ontology annotation, biological process: intracellular protein transport; vesicle-mediated transport. The coding region runs from base 138 to 599 and encodes 153 amino acids. The record is from RefSeq and is a predicted model, not a curated record. Gene Ontology annotation, cellular component: membrane coat; intracellular membrane-bounded organelle; AP-1 adaptor complex.
GGGCAUUGUGGGAGGCAGCCAUGGUCUGAGGCGGCCGCCUCACCUGUCAGCCGCGCGGGCUCCUGCGCUCGGCUCCGGCCCUCGGCGUCCACGGCGUUCGCUCGUCACAGGGCGGGGACGGCGGCGGCCUGGCCACCAUGAUACAUUUCAUAUUGCUCUUCAGUCGACAAGGGAAAUUACGGCUGCAGAAAUGGUAUACCACUCUCCCCGACAAGGAGCGGAAAAAGAUCACGCGGGAAAUUGUCCAAAUCAUUCUCUCUCGUGGUCACAGGACAAGCAGUUUUAUUGACUGGAAGGAACUAAAACUGGUCUAUAAAAGGUACGCUAGUUUAUAUUUUUGCUGUGCAGUAGAAAAUCAAGACAAUGAGCUGUUGACACUAGAGAUUGUGCAUCGUUAUGUGGAGUUGCUGGACAAAUAUUUUGGAAAUGUCUGUGAGCUGGACAUUAUUUUUAAUUUUGAAAAGGCUUAUUUCAUCCUUGAUGAGUUUAUAAUAGGUGGAGAAAUUCAGGAAACAUCCAAGAAAACUGCUGUCAAAGCCAUUGAAGACUCUGAUAUGUUACAAGAGGACUCUGAGAGAUCACACACUCCACCCUGCUGACCUUUGCCCUCCAAAAUAAAGAUGUGACCAGCCCCAGUACCAUGGAAGAAUACAUGAACAAACCAGCAUUUUGACUGUGUUGAUACUUGAAGAUUCCGAGUGCUACAUGUUGGGAACUUUGUGAAGAAAUAAUGCCUUGCAUCCAUCUUUUUGAUAAAGCCUCUGGCGCUAUGCCAAAAAUAACUUGAAGGGAUUCUUGUUAACUAGCAAAAUUUAAAGUUGUUUUCAUAACAUAUUUAUAAUUACUACAUGUCUGUAUUAUAUUGUACAUGAACUUACUGUCGCUCUGAAUGCUUAACCACUGCACAGAUUGAAUAUUUGUUUGCACCCUUUUAACUCCAUGUGCUGUUUUUUUCAGCUAAUUUUGAUAAAAGAGUUGCAAUCUACUGGCUGCAUUUCAUCCUCAGCUGACAGGCUGCAAGUUACAUUGUACUAAUCCAUGGUUUUGAAUGUAAAAUUCAUCUCAUCACUAGUAUCUUUCUAAAUGUUCAGUUUUUAAAAUUGUAUAUUAAUUCAAAUUUAUGUUAAUAGUUCACAGCUCAUACAUGUUAGACAUUUUAAUACACUCAAUAAUACCCUGAUUCCAGUCCAGACACAAUGUAUCUGUGUUUAAUGUCCUGAAUUGACUUACUUUUUUUUUUUUUUCAGGAUUGGAAUUAAGGAAAAUAACCAAAGAUGGUAUAGAAUUUAGUGUUUCUGAGCUAUUAGUACUGCCAUAUAGGCUGAGGUUUAAUUGUACCUUUUCAUUGAUUAUAAAGGACAUUUCAAUAAGGUUACAUUUUUUCUACAAACUACAUAUUUAUUAAUGUUUCAAGAGAUACAGUGCCUUUGACAACCUUUAUUGUAUAAAACAAUGUAAUAAGGAUUUAUAACAUAGCAAUAAUUAUUAUUGUUACUGCUGUUUUAAAAAUCCCUAGGCGAUCUUAGUUGCUUGAAAGAUUUUCUUGCAAAUAUACUGUAAUGUAUGUGUAGUAUGUUUGAAGACUUAUUAGGUUUUUUCAAGCAUUGAAUAUUCUUGCCGCUUGUGUAGUAGGUGACUUGCUUUUUUUUUUUUUUUUUUGUUACAUGACUCCCGACUGCCUGUCCUAAGAAAAUAUUUGCUACUGACAAUUAUUGUUGUGAAUAUGUCAUCUUUGUGCUUCCUGGAAUGAAAAUUCUAUGUUAAGUAGGUACUGAAUGUGUUCAGACAUAUCAUGGAGAAAUUGCUGUGAUACUCUGUCUGUGUGCCUGUUUUCAUUGUUAAUGUUAAUGUCUGGUAUCAUUCAUACUGGAGUGAUUAGGGACCCUCUGGCAUCCUCUGGCACUUUUUUAAAGAGAAGAGUGUGCUGGCUGUUAAAUUCUAUGGGAGGUCCUGUAUGUAGACCUGUAGGAAAUGUGAUGGAAAAAGUUUUAUUUCAGCAGACAUGUAGGGAAAAAUGGCAGUAUAAGAACAGAGAGGAAAAUCAACCAAUUCCUCAAUGUAAACAUUAUUCAAAGGAAGGAAUUCAGAUUAGCAUAUGAAAUAAUCAUUGGGCUUUUACCAUGUACUUUUCCCUCAAAUUAAUGAUGUAAUUACAAUCAUGGCAUCAGACUGAAGGUUAUCAUUUUUGAUUACUUUAGCUUUGUGGUUUGACUUUUUUUUUUUUUUUUUGAGAUGGUAGACCUCUUUAUUUUUCAAGACAGGUUGGUAAAGAUAGACUUCGUGUAAACCCACUGCAUGCUUUCUGAUUCUUUUCAUAUUUUCACAUUUUGGGUGAAAGUAUUUCUUGAACCUCAUUCAAAUGUACUACCCAGGGUGAAUAAUUUCAUAUUAGACACUGCCUAACUAUGCACAGGGAUUCUCAGAAUUUUUUAUGUCAGUGUCAUACAUAGGAAACAGUCACAUCUGUGUGGCUCACUGGGGUAAAUUCAAGGGAAUUGGGAGACAAGGAUAGAGACCGUGGUGAAAAUAAUCACUUUUAUAUUGUAUAAUUGUAAUAAAACUACAAAGCAAAAACAAAGAUUAAUAAAUAAUGAAUUUGUAUAAAACUUCCAAAUG